Molecule: messenger RNA, 822 nt
Organism: Purpureocillium lilacinum
Lineage: Eukaryota; Fungi; Ascomycota; Sordariomycetes; Hypocreales; Ophiocordycipitaceae
Source: RefSeq, a predicted model, not a curated record
AUGCCGGGCCUCGCGUCGCUCAUUGGCAUCUUCGGCAUUAUCGCCGCCAGUGCUGGCAAAGUACUGUACGGCAGGUAUAUAUGGGAUCCAGUUGAGCUGGCUGCACAGUGGGAUGGGCCAGCUGGACGCUGCGGCGCCUUUUUCAUGGGCCUAUGCUGGAUCGUGGGCCAGAUCGGAACCAACAUCUCAGCCAACGUCAUCUCUUGUUCAAAUGACAUGGUAAGCAUCUGGGCUACGACGUUGUUUCCGAAAUACAUCAACCUCCGUCGCGGCGCCAUCAUCACGACUCUCAUAGGAGGCUGGGUCAUGGUGCCUUGGAAGAUUAUAUCCUCGGCUGCCUCCCUGCUGACGUUCAUGGCCUCGCUAGCCAUUUUCCUGGCACCCAUCUCGGCGAUUAUCGGUGCCGACUAUUGGAUCGUGAAGCAACGACAUAUUGACGUUCCGUCAUUAUAUCGGCGCCGGGGCGUCUACCGAUACAGAGGGGGCGUCAACUGGCGUGCAGCUGUGGCUUCCCUCAUCUCUGUCGGCCCGAACCUGCCAGGAAUGGUACACGCCGUGACGCCCAGCAUUCCCGUUGGUGACGUCGUCCACAUCUACGACAUAAGCUUCAUGUGGGGGUUCACCAGCGCCUUCGUCGUCUACUGCGUACUCAACUACUUCUGGCCAGCGACUGACACCCUCUUUGAGGCGACCAUACACGAAGAGACGAAAAUCGUGGACGGAAUUGAGUACUAUAAUGACGGAUUGGCCACGCCGAUAGAGGUGGACUGCGUGAUUAAAUCCGACGAGAAAGGCAUCUCGUCUGCAGCGACCUCUGUUUAG